Molecule: messenger RNA, 1704 nt
Organism: Striga hermonthica
Lineage: Eukaryota; Viridiplantae; Streptophyta; Magnoliopsida; Lamiales; Orobanchaceae
Source: the annotation of a GenBank genome assembly
AUGGAUCCUUACUACAUCGGUGCCAUCAUCCCACUCGUGCUGACUCUCCUCAUCCGCACCACGAAAAAGUUGAAAAAACGAGGCUUGCCGGUAGAUGUCGGUGGCGAGCCCGGAUUUGCAUUACGAAACGCGCGAUUCGAAUCGCCCGUUGAGUCAGCUUGGGAAGGUAUCACGACCCUUGCCGAGCUUUUCGAGCAGUCGUGUAAAAAACACUCGAACCUGAGGUUGCUCGGGACUCGAAAACUCAUUGCUCGGGAAAUAGUGACAGCCGAUGGGAGGUCUUUCGAGAAGCUCCAUUUAGGAGAUUACGAGUGGUUGAGUUACGGGCAGGUUUUUGAAUCUGUUUGCAAUUUUGCGUCUGGUUUGGUAAAGUUGGGGCAUCAGAAAGGGGAGCGUGUGGCUAUAUUUGCCGAUACGCGUGAAGAAUGGUUCAUAGCUUUGCAGGGUUGUUUCAGGCUCAAUAUUACUGUUGUGACAAUUUAUGCAUCUCUUGGUGAAGAAGCUCUGUGUCACUCGUUCAAUGAGACAGAGGUCACAACUGUGAUUUGCGGAUACAAGGAGCUGAAGAAAAUAGCCAAUGUAAGUGGACAGCUGGACACCGUUAAACGAAUAAUAUGCAUGGAUGAUGAAUUUCAGUUCGAUGGUUCAUUAACUUCUGGAAGUAGCAAUUGGACUGUCACGUCCUUUUCGGAUUUGGACAAGUUGGGCCGUGAAAAUCCAGUCGAACCAAACAUGCCCCUUUCAGCCGAUGUUGCUGUGAUAAUGUACACAAGCGGCAGUACGGGCAUGCCUAAGGGUGUGAUGAUGACACAUGGCAACAUUUUAGCCACAGCUUCUGCAGUGAUGAAUAUGGUUCCUGGACUAGGAACUAAGGAGGUUUAUUUAGCUUAUCUGCCACUUGCUCAUGUUCUUGAACUAGCAGCCGAGAAUAUUGUGGCUGGCAUUGGGAGCUGUAUAGGAUAUGGGACUCCUUUAACUCUUACAGAUACUUCGAAUAAGAUAAAGAAAGGAACAAAAGGUGAUGCUACUGUUUUAAGGCCGACAAUUAUGGCAGCUGUACCAGCUAUUCUUGAUCGUGUUCGAGAUGGUGUCCGCAAAAAGAUAGAUUCUACAGGCGGGCUCUCGAAGAAACUAUUCGAUUUGGGGUAUGCUCGGCGGUUUUCUGCGAUAAACGGAAGUUGGUUUGGGGCAUGGGGAUUAGAGAGGUUUCUGUGGGACCUUUUAGUGUUUCGAAAAGUUCGGGCGAUAUUGGGAGGUCACAUCCGUUUCAUACUAUCCGGAGGGGCUCCCCUUUCUAGCGACACCCAAAGAUUCAUCAAUAUAUGUCUCGGCGCUCCAAUUGGUCAAGGGUAUGGCCUUACUGAGACCUGUGCUGGUGGGACAUUUAGCGAGUAUGAUGAUACAUCUGUUGGUCGUGUUGGUCCUCCACUACCUUGCUCAAUCAUUAAGUUGGUCGAUUGGCCUGAAGGCGGAUAUUUAAUAACCGACUCCCCAAAGCCACGUGGAGAAAUAGUUAUUGGCGGACCAAAUGUCACCGUCGGUUACUUCAAAAAUGAGGAGAAAACAAAUGAAGUGUACAAGGUGGACGAGAGAGGAAUGAGGUGGUUCUAUUCAGCGCUGCCCGCGAGUCCUAGUUCGCGCCCGCUAAGAGGGCCUAACCCGCGACUUUUCAGCCAGCAGCUCCCAGCAGCCCGCGAGUCCUAG